Messenger RNA from Pieris macdunnoughi, 1590 nucleotides. The record is from the annotation of a GenBank genome assembly. NCBI's taxonomy places the organism in Eukaryota, Metazoa, Arthropoda, Insecta, Lepidoptera, Pieridae.
AUGGAAGCCAAAGUAAAAGAAGAGGUACCAGAUAAGGACUACCAGCCUACUACCACUGAGAGGCGAAAAUCUACAGCGUCCGGCAAAGAUCGAUCUCCAGACCAGGAGGAGAUCAGAUCAUCUCCCACUCCCGGCCCUCCUAGUCCACAGGUCAACGGCACAACUGCUGCGCUCUCAUCCACCGAGUCCCUUUCACCACCACUCCCUGAAGGAUCAAAAUCUGCCCCAGCGUUGCAACGCCUCCGCAAGUUUCUAUCUGCCCUACACCAAUUUGCAAAUGACGUCAGCGCCGAUACCGGAGAGAGAGUGCGGCAGUUGAUAUUUAAUCUCGUCGCUGGAGUGAUGAACAUAGAAGAGUUCCAAGCAGGUGUCCAAGAGUGCACCAACUAUCCUCUUCGAGCUUCUGUACCCGGUUUUCUAAGGGCUUUAUUGCCAUUAGCGCAAAGAGAUUUACACGCGAAAGCUAGAAGAAUGAAACAGACACCACUGCAAUACAUAAGAUCACAUGAGCAUCUAAUCUUGGAGGCGGCUGGUGAAGGGGAUAUCUUCGCGCAACAGGGCCCCGCUGAGCCGGGGGCGAAGCGGCGCGCUAGUGACCCGUUUUACGACGCCCAAACCAACGGUUCUCAUGAAGAAUAUCCCCCACACGCAAAGCGGCCUAGCCUCUUCAACCCCUCACCGUUCUACCACCUUCCGAGUAAUGCUAGCCUCUUUGACUACCCUUACCACGGUUAUCAUGCGCAGGAGCAGCCUUUUGAGAGAAGAGAUGGUGGUAUAUCAGUUCGUGAUGUAUCGACAAUGAACGCAUCAUUCACGGAGCCACGACCAGCAGGCUUAGCGAAGAACGAUGACGAAUGGAAGAACAUCAAUACGAUGCUCAACUGCAUCCUUAGUAUGGUGGAGAAGACUAAGCGGGCACUGGCUAUCCUCCAGCAGAGAGGGACAGGGGUUGAACCAGCCGAAAAUACUGAUAUAAAGCGAGCUGCAAGCGAAAUAAUGGCCGCUGCAGUUCGACAGACAGAAGAGCGAGUCGCAGAGGUCAGGAGACGUGCUGAAGAUGCUGUUAAUCAGGUAAAACGGCAAGCCCUGCUUGAGUUACAGCGAGCGGUGGGUGCAGCCGAAUCUAAGGCCUUGGAGCUGGUGGCUGCAGAACGUAAGGAGAGGAGACAUUCACCCCCUCCUGGAAGGGAUCUCAGUCCCAGCUCAGCUGGACAACAGUGCUGUUGGAACUGCGGUCGCAAAGCGCAAGAGACAUGUUCGGGGUGCAAUGCGGCCCGGUACUGUGGGGCGUUCUGCCAGCACAAGGACUGGGAGAACCAUCACCAGGUUUGCAGCGGACGUGACCAAAAACCUGCCGCAAUGCUCCGUUCAUCGCCUCCUAUACCCACUACGUUGACCAAAACUCUCCCACGAUCAACCACACCCAUCUCCCAACCUGCAACCACGCCCAUUGACAACCGUCUCUCCAUAACCACCCUCAACCCUGACAGAUUACUCAACCAAAACACUUUGACAGCUGCCAAUGACAGAAUAGCGCUGUCAAAUCUCUCGACGCAAGGCCUCAUCGGUGGGAUUGGCGGGAAAAAAUGA